This is a messenger RNA of Linum trigynum, 2015 nucleotides long. NCBI's taxonomy places the organism in Eukaryota, Viridiplantae, Streptophyta, Magnoliopsida, Malpighiales, Linaceae. The record is from the annotation of a GenBank genome assembly.
UCUUAUUUAUGUUCUAAAAGCUCUACUUGUAUUAUGGUAUUCUAUGAAAAAUCAUUUUCAAUUAUCAUCGAUGAUUUCUCAAAGAAUACUCAAAAAAUUGAAAGUUAAUAAAUAAUUUUAUUUCAAAUUAUAAUUUAUAUAACAAUGCUAUAACUAUAUUUAUUUUAAUAUACGUACAAAAAUUGGAUCACAUCUCUUACUGAAUGUACAUCAAGAUUCAUUGGACGAACCUAGUAGUCUGGUUCAUAUAUGUGUUUUAACAUCUCGAUUUAAAUCGUAGAUCGUAUAUAUAAACGGAUCUGAUCCGAAUGACACCAUUUCCCACUACAGGAUUUAGUGAUCAUUAUGAAUUUACAUAGGAUUAAUUGCCUAAACCUAACUAAAUCUAGGCGAUCCCUUCCCUCAAUCUUCCUCUUCUCCUUAGUUACUUCUCUUCUGUCUCCAAAACCUCCAAUCGCAAUCGCAUCGCCCAAUUUCCCCUUUCUUUCUCACACAAAUCCCAUCCUUCAGCAUUCGUAUAAACUCCUAAGUCCCAACACAAGAGCCCUGUAGAAAAGUUUAUAAUUUGAUAACGGAAACUCUUGUGACAGAUUUCUCAUAAGAAAGUGAAAAAAGACAAUAGAAACUCUUGUGGCUUAGACGGAUGCCAAGUCGGACACUGACGACAAACCCCCAAAAUCUCUGCCCUCCAAUGAGAUCACAGAUAUAGAUAGUCUCAAGAUAAGAUUCCCUCUCUCCAACAGUUCCCCUCCCUAUCGUUGCCCAGAUUUCCGAUAACUAGUCCUUUCUAUACAAAUACCUGCCUCCCUGCAUCACAAUUCAUCACUUCCAUCCUUGAACACAAUCUUCUCAUUCUUUCAUCAUCUCACAGCUUCCUAUCCCCUUCCCAAUUUCCGAAAUGGCCGCCGCAACCAUGGCUCUCUCCUCUCCCUCAUUCGCCGGCAAGGCCGUGAAGCUCUCCCCUUCCGCCUCCGAGCUCAUGGACGGCGGCCGGAUCGUGAUGAGGAAGGCCGCCGGCAAGGUCAAGCAGGUUUCCUCCGGAAGCCCAUGGUACGGCCCAGACCGCGUCAAGUACUUGGGCCCAUUCUCCGGCGAGGCCCCAUCAUACCUGACCGGCGAGUUCCCCGGCGACUACGGCUGGGACACCGCCGGGCUCUCCGCCGACCCAGAGACAUUCGCCAAGAACAGGGAACUGGAAGUGAUCCACUGCAGGUGGGCCAUGCUCGGAGCUUUGGGCUGCGUCUUCCCCGAGCUGUUGGCCCGCAACGGAGUCAAGUUCGGUGAGGCCGUGUGGUUCAAGGCCGGGGCCCAGAUCUUCAGCGAAGGUGGGCUUGACUAUUUGGGCAACCCAAGCCUGAUCCACGCUCAGAGCAUCUUGGCCAUCUGGGCCUGCCAGGUCAUCCUCAUGGGCGCCGUCGAGGGUUACCGUGUUGCCGGUGGGCCACUCGGUGAGGUCGUCGACCCACUCUACCCCGGCGGCAGCUUCGACCCAUUGGGCCUCGCCGACGACCCCGAGGCUUUCGCCGAGUUGAAGGUGAAGGAGAUCAAGAACGGCCGGUUGGCUAUGUUCUCCAUGUUCGGAUUCUUCGUCCAGGCCAUCGUUACCGGAAAGGGACCCUUGGAGAACCUGGCCGACCACAUCGCCGAUCCCGUCAGCAACAACGCCUGGGCUUUCGCCACCAACUUCGUCCCCGGAAAGUGAGAAAUGACUCUUUCGAUCUGGGAAAUUGAAUGGUUGAGCUGAUUGAUAUAUGGGGUUUCGUUUAACGGCGCUUGUUUUAGUGCGGGGGAAAUUGAAUGGUUGUAUCUGUAAAUUUGGGUUUCGGUGCUGUUUCUUCCCCGUUCCAUUGAACUCGUGAGAUUUGUUUUUUGUAUGUCUUCGUGGUGGGAUGCGUUCGAUGAUCCUUUGUAAUCUUUUGUUGGAAACCAAUGGAAGGACUUGAAAUUUGUUGCUUUUCACUUUGCUGCUUCCCUGAAUUCUCAGCCAUUUAUCGGACCGCAAAUCCAAUAGGAAA